Molecule: messenger RNA, 792 nt
Organism: Drosophila nasuta
Lineage: Eukaryota; Metazoa; Arthropoda; Insecta; Diptera; Drosophilidae
Exons: 2
Coding region: 1-792 (263 amino acids)
Source: RefSeq, a predicted model, not a curated record
AUGGAGGACUAUCUGUCCAUUUUGGACAAGCUGAGGAACGCAGGAUCCAUUAUCGACCUGACCUUUCUUAGCAGUAGCCUGGCUCCAAGAGCCUCCUGGAAGGUCUGUAGGGACUUCACCUACAGCGAUCACCAAGCCAUCAUUACUGAUAUAAGGAAACGACCCGAAGUUGCGGCAGUUCCGAGAGUAACCAGGUACCGAGAGAACACUCUUGACAUCGACAUGUUCGAGCAUAUGAUGCAAGGGUUGCAACUUAGCGGCACGGCGACUGACAUGACCAAGCAGAUCAUGUCUCAGUUGACACGAGCAUGCAAUGCCUCAAUGAAGAAGGUCGGGAACGGAGCAAAGCAUCAGCCGGUGUACUGGUGGACUAACGAAAUUGCAGUGGCUCGGAGAGAAUGCUGUCAGGCACGAAGAUCUCUUCAGAGAACCCUCAAACGCGGAAAUCCAGACGCGUCUUCGCUAUUGCUCGAGCUAAAGACAAAAAGGCGAACACUGAAAGGUCUAAUUAAAGCAAGCAAGAAGCGACUCUUCCUGGAGCUGUGUGACCAAGCCGAACAGGACCCUUGGGGAUCGGCCUACAAGAUUACGAUGAGGAAGUUGAAUGCCUUCUCAUCGCCAAGCCCGAAGUGCCCAGAACUCUUGAGGAAAAUAGUGUCUCAUCUGUUCCCACAGCAACCAGCCCGAAACGACAACAAUGAGGUUGCAGGACUUGCUGACUGGAACAGUAUUCAGUUUGACGAAGUCUCGGAUAGAGGUCCUAGCAGCAGCGCACAGUAUAAAACCUGGUAA